AUGGGGGAAAAACAUAACCACAGGUUGAAGCUGUUAAUUGAGCAGGACAAGGUCUACCAAGAACGAAAAGAUCAAGAGAGCAACAAAAAGAUCACGAGUCUGAAAGAAGAGCUGACUAAACUCAAAUCUUUUGCGUUGAUGGUCGUGGAUGAACAACAGCGUCUCUCCGAGCAGCUGACCCAACAGACGGCCAAGGUCCAGGAACUGAGCGCCAUCUCCUCGCGCGCCCAGGAAGAGCUUACCUCGGCUAAUGCUCGUCUGCAGGAAGAGGAGCAGAAGGUCUUUCGCUUGGAGGCGGAGCUGCACGGCCAAACCGGUCGUUACCACCAGGAGCAAGACGCCAUGACGGCCAAGCUGACCGCCGAGGACGCCCAAAACAGGCACCUCCGCCAGAAGCUGUCGGCCCUCAGCCGGCAGCUGGACGAGCUGGAGGAGACCAACAAGACCCUGCGGAGGGCGGAGGAGGAGCUCCAGGAGCUGAGGGACAAGAUCAGCCGCGGGGAGUGCGGCAAUUCCAGCCUCAUGUCCGAGCUGGAGGAGCUACGGAAGCGGGUGCUCGAGAUGGAGGGCAAGGACGAGGAGCUGAUCCGCAUGGAGGACCACUGCAGGGACCUCAACAAAAAGCUGGAGAAGGAGGCCAACCAGAGUAGGUGCUUGAAAGCCGAAGUGGACAAGCUGAAUCACAGGAUUAUGGAGUUGGAGAAGUUGGAGGACGCGUUCAGCAAGAGCAAACAAGAGUGCGGCUCAGUCAAGAUUAACUUGGAAAAGGAGAGGACGGUGUCAAAGGUUCUGACCGGUGAGCUGGAAGCUUUGAACGUCAGGGUCAAGGAGCUGGAGGCCGCCGAAAGCCAGCUGGGAAAGACCGAGACGGCCCUGAAGGAAGACCUGACCAAGCUGAAGACUCUGACGGUCAUGCUGGUGGACGAGAGGAAGGCGAUGGCGGAAAAGCUCAAGCAGAUGGAGAACAAGGUGCAGAACAGCACGGGCAAGCUCCAGGCCGAGCAGGACAAGGUGACGUCGGUCACGGAGAAGCUCAUCGAAGAGAGCAAGAAAGCGCUGAGAUCAAAGGCGGAGCUGGAGGACAAAAUGUGUGGUGCCACGAAGGAAAGAGACGACCUGAGAGCCAAGCUGAAAGCCGAGCAAGAGAACAGCAAAGACUUGGAGUCUAAGAUCAACAUGAUGAAGAAACGGCUUCAAUCACUCGAAACAAUCGAGAGAGAACACCUUAGGAACAAAGCUAAAGAGGAACACAUUAAAACGCCUCUCGCUAACCGCUUCCAGCAGGAAGACAACAAAGUAAAGGAUUUGACUCAGGAGGUCGAACGUCUCAGAAGCAAAUUAAAGGACAUGAAAGUGGCCGAGGGGGAUCUGUUGAAAACGGAGGAGUUUGAAACACUGGAGAAAAGAUUCGCCAGUGAGCAAGAGAAAGCGAAAGCCUUAAUGGAGGAGCUGGAGAUAUCCAGGAAGGAGCUUUCGAAGUACCAGCUGGCCGAGAAGAAAGAGUGCAACCAAGAGAACGUGCUGUACAAACGGCUGAAGGAGGAGGAGGCCAAGUCGAGCCAUUUGACCAGGGAGGUGGCGGCGCUGAAGGAGAAGAUCCACGAGUACAUGGGAACGGAGGAGUCCAUAUGCCGCGUGAAGACCGACCACUCCACGCUGCAGAGAAAGCUGACCCAGCAGGAGGUCAGAAACAAAGAGCUGGCCAGAGAAAUGGAGACGCUCACCCGGGAGCUGGAGCGAUACAGGCGCUUUAGCAAAAGCCUUCGUCCCGGCAUGAACGGGAGGCGCUUCUCGGACCUGCACGUGUCCUGCAAGGAGGUCCAGACCGAGCCGCUCGACUUCCUGCCCCCCGACUGCAAAGCCGUGGCUCCCCUGGAAUGCGCCGUGGUCAACGGGAAGCUGUACCGCGAGAGCGAGGCCGAAGAGAACGCCAACUACAGCAACGAGUUCCAGCUGGCCAAACGCGGCCCCUCGCUCAUCAACAACGUGAACAACCUCAACAACAGCCUGAGGCGCUCCCGGGGCCCCUUGCUCAAGAGCAAGGACGCCCCCCAUCAGGUGAACGGGAAGGUGCAGCUGCGGCAGAACGGCAACCACGUCCAGCCUGGAGACGUGGUGCUGACCCACAGCCCCGGGCAGCCCCUGCACAUCAAAGUGACCCCCGACCACGGACACAACACGGCCAUGCUGGAGAUCACCAGCCCGACCACGGAGAGCGCCCAGUCUUUUACCAGCACUGCCGUCAUACCCACAAGCGGAGGUCCGCCCAAGCAAAGAAUCACCAUAAUCCAGAGCGCUUCCAUAUCCCCUACCGCGAAAUCCAUUUCCCCUACGGCUAAAUCCAAGUCUCCCUCCAUGUCCGAUGAGCCGUGUUCCCCGGAUAGGGCCCUGUCCCCUUUCACCAUGGCUUCUUACUCCAGGACGAUGACCCCGGACUCUUGCGGAUCAAUGACACCGGACAGAGCCAUGUCGCCAAUCCAGAUUGUAUCGGUCGUGACGGGGACCCCCGAUCGCUCCGUCUCGGCGGAGCCGGGGGAGGUCGGCGCGGGAGGCCACGCCGUCUUCCGCGUGACCCCGGAGAGGCCGGGCGGCUGGCAGGUCCAGAGGUCCAACAGCUCGGGGCCGAACGUCAUCACUACGGAGGACAACAAGAUCCACAUCCACCUGGGGAGCCCCUUCAUUCCGUCCCAGACGCCUAACCCUUGCGGCGCGCCCGGCGUCCAGGAGCAAAGGAGCCAGGCGGCCGUCCCCCCCGCGUCCAAAGGCGGCGGCAAAAUCACGAGUAGCAUCACGAUUAAGCCCACCUCCACCCCAGUCCAAAGGCCGUCCCAGAUUACAAUACCACUUGAAGCAUUCCAACGUCCAGGACCCACGAGGAUACCCAAACCAAAGGGCUACAGCUCCCCGAAAGGCCCGAACAACACGGUGGCUGGCCCGGGACCUCAGAGCAAAAGCCACCUGCCUCAGGCCCACACGUCCUCGUCCCACAACAACAACCCAAAUCUGGUCAACCGGAGACUGUGA
This is a messenger RNA of Menidia menidia (Atlantic silverside), 3024 nucleotides long. The record is from the annotation of a GenBank genome assembly. Lineage: Eukaryota; Metazoa; Chordata; Actinopteri; Atheriniformes; Atherinopsidae.